UAAUAAUUAAAAAGUAGCCUAAUGCAAAUAUCGUCACUGAAUUUUGAAAUGAUGUAGAACUUUUAACGAACUAAUUUGUUAUUCAAUUCCAAAACAAUAACAAAAAGUUACAAAAAAGUUUAAAACCGUUUUCAAAGAAUAGGUUCGUACUUUCAUCACCCAUGGCAGCCUACCAAUAAUCUGCGCCUGAAACUAUUAAAACGACAUUUGUGUUACAGAAAAAUUGCAGAUAUUGAAAAAAAAACGUCCACGACGAUGUACAAGUGUAUUAAAGCACAACAGAGAAAAUUGAGCGACGUAGAACGGCCAUAGAAAUAAGUUGAGAAAUUAUGCCUAAUGAAUUGCCGGUAAAGUUUUGGAGCCAAUUGAAAAGGAAUAUGAUGAAACGUCUAAACCAAUCAGAUGCAGUAGGAGGGGUUUGGAGCUCAAACUUCGAGUAAAGUCUUCUGACCGUCGACCACUUUCAACGUUCAGACUGCAUUCAAGUGCUCAGUUAGAGAGGCAGGUCAAGAACACCAAGCGAGGAAGGAGAUAGCACAGUUAUCUUUUUCCUUGGUCGGGUAAAUGAUGAUGAGUGUGUAAAGUGCAGUCCUCUUCAGUUUCAAGUUGGAUUUGGUUCGUUCAUCCUCCUCAACUAGAAACGUUUCACAGGAUUAUUUCUAGCUGGCUGUUCUAUGUUGAAAAUGACAGAGGAACACAAGACACUCAUGGAGCCCCCAUGCAGCCCUGCGGGCACCAACAGCUCCAUGUCCCAGGAUGAAUCCGACUCAGAUGCUCCUUCCUCUCCGACAGGCUCCGACGGACACGGCUCCCUCCUCGCCGGCUUGGGCAAAAAAGCGGAUAGCGAAGAUGACAGGUUCCCUGCCUGCAUCCGAGAUGCGGUUUCCCAAGUUCUUAAGGGAUAUGACUGGUCUCUGGUUCCUAUGCCCGCUCGGGGAAACGGCUCGCUGAAAAACAAACCUCAUGUGAAGAGACCGAUGAAUGCUUUUAUGGUGUGGGCGCAGGCUGCCCGCAGGAAGCUCGCGGACCAGUACCCCCAUUUGCACAACGCCGAACUUAGCAAGACCCUUGGCAAAUUAUGGCGCUUGUUAUCAGAGAAUGAGAAAAGACCGUUUGUCGAGGAAGCCGAACGGCUGCGAGUCCAGCACAAGAAAGAUCACCCAGACUACAAGUAUCAACCUAGACGACGAAAAAGCGUGAAGCCUGGUCAGAACGACUCUGAUUCGGGGGCCGAACUGGGUCACCAAAUGUACAAGACCGAGCCUGGAAUGGGCGGUUUGGCAGGGUUAGCGGACGCUCACCAUCACCCAGACCACACAGGUCAACCACAUGGUCCUCCCACACCCCCCACCACUCCUAAGACAGACCUGCACCACGGGGGCAAGGGCGAACUGAAGCACGAGGGUCGGCGUCUAGUGGACAGCAGCGGAGGGCGGCAGAACAUCGACUUCAGCAAUGUGGACAUCUCUGAGUUGAGCACCGACGUCAUCUCCAACAUGGAGGCCUUCGAUGUGCAUGAGUUCGACCAGUACCUUCCCCUCAACGGGCACAUUACCACGGCCACCGCUGCCAACAUGCCAGGCUCCGACCACGGGCACGGGCCCAACCCCGGGGGUCCUUUCAGCUCGCCGUACAGCCACGCCAGCUCAGCCCCGACCACAUGGAGCCGCAAGAGCGCCGUCGGCCCGUCUUCCUCCGCCUCUCCCUCCGCCGACGCUGCCAGCCAUCGCACCCACAUCAAAACCGAGCAGCUGAGUCCCAGCCACUACAGCGAGCCCCCCCACGCCUCGCCCUCCCACCCCGACUACCCACCUUACCCUCCCCAGCCUUGCGUCACCUCUGCCGCCGGCUCGGCCUCGGCCUCCGCUUCCUCCUUCUCCAGCUCCCAGUGUGACUAUGCAGACCUGCAGAGCACCGGCUACUACAGCCCCUACUCUGGGUACCCCUCCGGCCUCUAUCAGUACCCCUAUUUCCACUCCUCGCGGAGGCCCUACGGCAGCCCCAUCCUCAACAGCCUCUCUCUCCAGUCCUCCCACAGCCCCGCAGCCAACUGGGAGCAGCCGGUCUACACUACCCUGUCCAGGCCCUGAGGGCCACAUCCUUACUCUCUCAAAAUGCCCCUGACUCUCUCAAAAUGCCCCUGCCGAGGGCUCCCGACAGAGCUGAGAGGAGUCGCCUGUACAGCCAUUUAUUGCACUAAGGAAGGGUCCUCAACCAGGAGAAGAGAAUAUGUGCCAUCUCAGUUUAUACCAGAAAAAUGAGAGAGAUUAAGAGAGAGAGAAUAGUGGUGAGAGAGGGAGAGUGAAGUGCCUGCUGAAUCUUUUUUUUUUUUUUAAACUUUGAUGCAGUUUUUUUCCUGUAUUGUACGGACAUUUUGAAGGCAGAACUUGAUAUAUUGGUGCCUGAACAGCAAACGGAAAUCCUCUGUGAGGACCACCUGUCACCAACAACCCCCCUCCCCCGCGCUAUCAUUCCCCUUCCACCAUCUCCCUCCCCCAGUCCACGCGCACGCACACACACACAUACACACACACACACACACACUCUGCUCAAACCCCCGUCUGCGGCUGUUGGUGUGUUUUUCCAUGGCUGUGUGUGUACUGACUUGUGUAGGAGAUAAUUACAAAAACAGGCCAACUGAUUUGAUGAGACAGAUGGAGUAAGUUAAUGCAGAAAUAUGUGCACUGGGACCAAUUAUAAAAUAUUCUUAAAAUACAAGGCAGCAAGGGCUCUUUUCUGCAGCGUGAAUUUGCAAAGAACCCUGGCUUCAGGCAGAGGGACCAUAAACUUAAUAUGUGUUUUUAAAGUGAAGUUAUAAUUUUUUUUAACUAUUCCAUAUGUAUUUAUGUUAAACGUGUUCUUUUGCCGCUGUAUAGUUGUACAGAUGUUUUUGAGGAGGUGCGGUGGGUGUUUCAAAAUAAGAAAUGCAGGCUUUUCUAUCUCUGAUAAAGGAUUGGUGUCUGAUGUGGCCUUCCACGCAAACCGACCUGCACACAAUCUUCAUUCCAGGUUGUUGAAAGCAAGCUAAUAAACUGGGACCAAUUGCAAACCACGUGAUGAAACAGGUGUCUAAAUGCUAUGCCUACCAAAUCGCGAUUAGUCAUGAUGUGGGGUGGACGGAAACGCUGUAAGAUAACUCGGCCCCGUUUUGAGCGAGGUGUCAGCUGUUUUUCGCACAGCGGGAAGCACAGGACUUUCUCGAGACAGAAGUGGAACCCCUUCUUGACAUCGCCAGCUUGGUUAUACAUUACGCCUGAUGUCGCUCUACUUAUUUCGUAGGAUACGAUGGAUUGUCGUGUUUCAGUUCAAGCCCUAAACUAUUUUGAAAAGGACUUUCAUUUAAAACGGUCCGCCAGACUUGGAAUAUUCGUGUGCGUGUAGUGCGUGUGAGACAGAGAGAUAUGUUAUGUCUUACGAUGUGUCAAUUCAAAGGCACUUUCAUUGCCCAGGUUCAAAACCUCGUGUUGCAUCAGAAUGAUCAGAAAGCCAAUUCAUUAUUUAAUUAUUAACAACUUCUUGCAAAAUGCAUUUGUCGAUAAACAUAAUAAUACGACUUUAGGGAGACUCGCCACUUUCGAGCAUAAUUUGGUGCUAUCCGAAUCUCAUAGAAUGGAUUUUGUUUUUUAUUUUACGAUGUUGUAAUUAUUUCCAGCUUUAUAUUGCAUUUCACUCACCUUGAAACAGUGUUCAUAGCCAACUUUAUUUUUCCCGGUGUACGUUGAAAGAAAGGACCAUAUGUAUGGGUUUUUCUUUUUCUUUUCUCCAUGUUUACUAGAAUAUCCUCACAAGCACAGCUAACCUUACUUGUUGGUAAUUUCUGUGAAAAAAUAAACGUAACUUUUCUCUGAAUAGUGAAUGAUGUGUGUUGAAAAACUACAAUGUUAAAAUAAAUAUUUUCAUCAUCGAU
Clupea harengus (Atlantic herring) is the source of this 3907-nucleotide messenger RNA. RefSeq names its product SRY-box transcription factor 8. Gene Ontology annotation, molecular function: DNA-binding transcription factor activity, RNA polymerase II-specific; RNA polymerase II cis-regulatory region sequence-specific DNA binding. The record is from RefSeq and is a predicted model, not a curated record. Gene Ontology annotation, cellular component: nucleus. Gene Ontology annotation, biological process: morphogenesis of an epithelium; neural crest cell development; negative regulation of transcription by RNA polymerase II. Lineage: Eukaryota; Metazoa; Chordata; Actinopteri; Clupeiformes; Clupeidae.